This is a messenger RNA of Clupea harengus (Atlantic herring), 2119 nucleotides long. It is a transcript of the gene pofut4, whose product is annotated as protein O-fucosyltransferase 4. Gene Ontology annotation, cellular component: Golgi membrane. Gene Ontology annotation, molecular function: alpha-(1->3)-fucosyltransferase activity. NCBI's taxonomy places the organism in Eukaryota, Metazoa, Chordata, Actinopteri, Clupeiformes, Clupeidae. The record is from RefSeq and is a predicted model, not a curated record.
UUAAUAACACCACUUUAUUUUCUUGAUGAGUAGGGACAGAUGCCUAACCUGAUUUCGUGUUUUUCCAGGGUUAAACUGGACAAGUGAGGAAAGUCGCCGAAUGAUGCGUAACGUUACUUAGAUUUGAUAACGGUUUGGAGCUGCCGUAGUUCUGAACUGUUGUAGAGGUAACGUUAAUUAAAUUGGUUUAAAUUUCUCUGGAAUGCAGGCCUCCAAAGAUGGAUGCUGUCAGCUGGCUGCUACUGUUUUACUCUCUACCAUGCUGGGGUCAGGAAGGGCUUCACCCUGGGGACCAGGGAGCAUUCCAGCCUCAGAGUGCUUUGACUGAAAUGGAGUUCGCCUCAGUCAGCUCUUACCGAGGCCCUGGCAACCAUGAUUUCCGGGGCAACAAAGAGUUGCCAAUCAUCCUUUGGUGGAGUGCUGGCCUCUUCCCUCACUUCCCUGCUGACACCGAGCGCAUCGACUGCAACUACUCCUCCUGCCUGGUCACACGCAACCGUAAGGUGCAGCUGUACAAGCGCACCGCGGCCAUCAUCUUCUACGGCACAGACUUCAGGGCCUACGAGGCACCCUUGCCCCGCCUGCCCCACCAGACAUGGGCGCUGUUCCACGAGGAGUCACCCAUGAACAACUAUGUGCUCUCCCAUGGGCCUGGCAUCAGACUCUUCAACUACACGGCCACGUUCAGGCGUGAGUCCGACUACCCCCUCACCCUGCAGUGGCUGCCCUCCCUGGAGUACCUGCUGCAGCCCCUGGCCGUGUCCCUGCAGGAGAAGAACCGCUGGAGACGGGCCGGCCUGGCGCCGGUGCUGUACAUGCAGUCCCACUGUGACGUGCCGUCCGACCGGGACCGUUAUGUCCAGGAGCUCAUGAAGUACAUCGAGAUUGAUUCCUAUGGAAAGUGCCUGAACAACAAACCAUUGCCAGAGCGUCUGGACGACACUAGCACAGCCACGGGUGAGGACGGCGAGUUCAUGAGCUUUGUGGCACGCUACAAGUUCCACCUGGCGAUGGAGAACGGCCUGUGCUCCGACUACAUGACUGAGAAGCUGUGGCGCCCACUGCACCAGGGCUGUGUACCCAUCUAUCGAGGGUCCUCCUCCGUGGCCGAUUGGCUACCCAACCCACACUCUGCCAUCAUUGUCGAUGAUUUCUCAAGCCCGCGCAAGCUUGCAGAAUUCAUUAUGGCCCUAGACAGCGACGACACGGAGUACUCGCGCUACUUGGAGUUCAAGACUCCCAGUAAGAUUACCAACUUGCGUCUGCUGGAAGGCCUGGAGAGUCGGGAGUGGGGUGUCAACGACAUGAGUAAACCCAACUACCUCAAUGGCUUUGAGUGUUACGUCUGUGACCAGGAGAACAGACGGCUGGCGGCUGAGAGGACCCAUUUGCGAAACCCGGACCUUCACCCACAUCCCCCGCCAAAGAUGGCAAACAACUCCCACAUGGGAUGCUCGCUGCCGCGUCCUGGCUAUGGUGAAGUUGAGGAUAUUCCUCCAAAUGACGGCUGGCUCCAGAUGUGGCCCCAAGAUUACUGGCAGAGCUUGGACCAGGCGGAGGGUCUGGACUCUCUCAUCAGACUGAAUGAGUCUGACCCCGCACUGCUGUGGAAUCACAUACAGAAGAUAGCAACGAGGAGAGCUAGAGGUCACUGAGACACUCUGAACUGUGGCAUGAUGCUCCGACAACGUUUGUCCCACCUGAUGUGACCCUGGAGAUGAGGCCUACACAUCUUUGGACCCUCUUUGAGGCUAAAAGUGACCGAUGGGCGUUCUUUUACACGCAGUCCACAGGAAACUUUUAUUUAAGUGGUGCAACAUUUUAAAACACUAUGAAAGUGGCAAUCAUGUAUAGAUUCAUAUCCAAAGAUAAUCCUGUAAAGCAAAGCACAGCCACCAAACUCUUGUUUCUCAGGACGUGGUUAUUUAUUUCUAUGGGACAGAUAUACACAAAUAUCUUUUCAUUUUAUGACUUUUAUCGAGUGGAAAUUCAAACCACAGACUUCACCAAAUUUGUACUGUGUAGUUAAUUGUAAAAUGCACAGAUUUUAUUGUUGUCCGUAAAAUUGUACAGACGGUGUCAGUAGGCGCUGUAAUGUUUAUACACAUUUUUAUUAUCA